GCCCAGGACGCUCUCACUGACAACACGGACUAUGGCGUCCAGCGCGGAUCGAAAUCCUCCUCCUUUCCCCGCAUCGGAGGAGCCAGAGCCCGAACUGUCCGACAUGGCAGACGGAGACAGCGACGAGGGAGAGGACAUUUUUGUCAGCAACAGCCACCCGGCGUCUGUCAGUCGGGGAGUUUCUCAGCCAGAGGAGCCCGCAGAUCUGUUCAAUGAGGAGGCCACCGCUGCCCAACCCAACGGAGUUCACUCCGAUGACGAUGACCUGUUUGCAGAAGCACAAGCAGAUUUAAGCUCAGAUCCGUCCGCCGACUCUCCUCGUCAGGAUCUGUCCUGCUCUUCUGGCCCGCCGUCGGCUCGGAGUCCUGCAGCUCUGCAGCCCACCUCUUUGGAGCAGCUGGAAGAAGAGGAUAGCUUCGAUGUGGAUGUUGCCGUCACCAACCCAGAGAAAGUUGGAGAUGGAAUGAAUGCAUAUGUGGCCUACAAAGUAUCCACCAGGACUUCUUUGCCCAUGUUCAAAAGUAAAGCCUUCACUGCCAGGAGGCGUUUCAGCGACUUCUUAGGCCUCUAUGAAAAACUCUCAGCCAAACAGUCGCUCCACGGUUGCAUCAUCCCACCUCCACCUGAGAAAAGUGUUGUAGGAAUGACAAAAGUGAAGGUGGGCAUGGAUGACCCCUCGUCUGUGGAGUUUGUGGAAAAGAGAAGAGCUGCUCUGGAGAGGUAUCUUCAGAGAAUAGUGUCUCACCCGCUGCUACUACAAGAUCCUGACGUCCGUGAAUUCUUAGAAAGAGACGAUCUGCCCAGAGCGGUAAACACCCAGGCGCUCAGUGGAGCCGGUUUCCUGAAAAUGAUCACCAAGGCGUCUGACGCUGUCAGCAAGAUGACCAUCAAGAUGAACGAGUCUGACACUUGGUUUGAGGACAAAUUCCAGGAGGUGGACAUGGAGGAGCAGCAGCUGAGGAAGCUUCACGCUGUCGUUGAUUCUCUGGUGAAUCACAGAAAAGAGCUGUGCAUGAACACAGCUGUGUUUGCCAAAAGCAUGGCCAUGCUAGGAAACUCUGAGGACAACACGGCCCUGUCGCGGGCCCUCUCCCAGCUGGCCGAGGUGGAGGACAAGAUGGAGCAGCUGCACCAGGAGCAGGCAGGAAGCGACUUCUUCGUCUUCGCCGAGCUGCUCGCCGACUACAUACGCUUGCUUGGAGCCGUGCGGGGUUGCUUUGACCAGCGUGUGCGGGCGUGGCAGCGAUGGCAGGAGGCUCAGGGCACGCUGCAGAAGAAGAGAGAAGCCGAAGCCAAGCUGCUGUGGGCUAACAAACCCGACAAGCUGCAGCAGGCGAAGGAAGAGAUCGGCGAGUGGGAGGCGAAGGUUACUCAGUACGAGAGAGACUUCGACAGGAUUGGGAUGACCGUGCGGAAGGAGGUUCUCAGAUUCGAGAAAGAAAAGGCAAAGGACUUCAAGAGUCAGAUAAUCAAGUAUUUAGAGGCGAUGCUGCAGUCUCAACAACGGCUCAUAAAGUUCUGGGAGGCGUUCCUGCCUGAAGCGAAGGCGAUAGCUUAAUGAAGUGGAUUUUCCUCUUUUUCUUUUUACUAAAAAGAAAACCCCAACUGCCUUUUUGAACACUUUUACCUCUUUACCAGACGUUGAGAGAGAGAGAGAGAGAGAGAGAGAGGAAAGUUUUUGAAACACAGAAGGAACUUCCGUCCGUUUUUUUCUCUUUGUCUUUUUAAUUCAAAUGAAUUCUUCUGUACAGACGUUUGAUAUAAUAAGCUGCCACACGUACCUACUAUGUCUUUGACAACAUUUUGUGUUUGGGGGAUCGGGGGGGGUUUCGUUUAAAGGGUGAUUGUAAAGCAAGAUUCAAGCCUGACAUGAACUUGCCUGAAUUGCGUGCGGGACUCACUGUCUCGUCAGUGGAUCGUUUAUACCGAGAUACUCCACCGUGUAUCAUUGUCUGUAGUUUACAUUGGACGAUAGUCGUUCCACUCCCAGCAGCCGCUGUUUAAUAGAUGCAUGUUGCAAAGUUCGAUGCACUAAAAUGGAUCGCACAAACGGAAAGCUUUUCUUUUUUUUUUUAAUACUAAAACACCAGUGUUGAUGACUAUUAAAUGUAUUAACGCAUUCUGAAGGUUUAUUAUAACACAAUGUAUUUUGGAUAUUAGAAACAGUGUUACAGUGCAGAACUAACGCCACAAGCUUAUCAAAGUUUUAACCAAUUAAUUAGUCGUAAGGCAAGCUCAACAGGAGGAUACAAUCUGUAUCACUGCUAUAUUUAUUGUAUUAAUGACUUUGUUCGUCCAUAUAUUCAAUAGUGCUGCAUUUAUUUUGUCGCCAGGUAACGUGGACCUGUUACAGAUAUUGAAUCACACAGACACUGUUUGAUCGUUUUCCUGCUGAAUAGGCGAGCGACUGGUUAAACGGUGACAGAAAAACUGACAAUAAGUGAUGCGGCCCCUUAUUUACUGUUUUCUGAUUGUCCUCUACAUAAGAAUGUGCUUUAUUUUUAUAACCACUUUGCAUUAGUACAUGCAUUUUCUUUGAAAUGGUGUUCAGGCAAAUGUACAAAAUAAAUGUUUGACUAAG
Molecule: messenger RNA, 2581 nt
Organism: Xiphophorus hellerii (green swordtail)
Lineage: Eukaryota; Metazoa; Chordata; Actinopteri; Cyprinodontiformes; Poeciliidae
Product: sorting nexin-1-like
Exons: 15
Coding region: 32-1558 (508 amino acids)
Biological process (GO): intracellular protein transport; early endosome to Golgi transport
Cellular component (GO): endosome; endosome membrane
Molecular function (GO): phosphatidylinositol binding
Source: RefSeq, a predicted model, not a curated record